This is a messenger RNA of Loxodonta africana (African savanna elephant), 498 nucleotides long. It is a transcript of the gene IL17A, whose product is annotated as interleukin 17A. NCBI's taxonomy places the organism in Eukaryota, Metazoa, Chordata, Mammalia, Proboscidea, Elephantidae. Gene Ontology annotation, cellular component: extracellular region. Gene Ontology annotation, biological process: inflammatory response. The record is from RefSeq and is a predicted model, not a curated record. The transcript has 3 exons. The coding region runs from base 1 to 468 and encodes 155 amino acids. Gene Ontology annotation, molecular function: cytokine activity.
AUGUCUUCUGUGAGGAUCUCGUCUCUGUCACUACUUCUACUGCUGAGUAUGCUGGCUAUGGUGAUAGCAGGACCAGCAGCCCCACGGAAUCCAGGAUGCCCAAAUGCUGAGGACAAGAAUUUUCCCCAUACUGUGAGGCUCAACCUUAACAUCACUAACCGGAACCCGAACACAAACUCCAGAAGGUCCUCAGAUUACUACAAGCGCUCCACCUCACCCUGGAGUCUCCAUCGCAAUGAGGACCCCGAGAGAUACCCCUCUGUGAUUUGGGAGGCGAAGUGCCUCCACUUAGGCUGUGUCAACGCUGACGGGCAAGUGAACCACCACAUGAACUCCGUCCCCGUCAAGCAAGAGAUCCUGGUCCUGAGAAGAGAAAAUGGGCAAUGUCCCCGCUCCUUCAGACUGGAGAAGAUGCUGGUGACUGUGGGCUGCACCUGCGUUACCCCCAUCAUCCAGCACAUGAGCUGAGAGUUACGCGUCAGACCUGAGGCUGCCCUG